CGGGCGCCCCCCUUCCCCCAACCGCUUCGGAUCCUUGCGAGCGGCCCUCGCCGCCUCCCCGAGCCGAGCCGUGCCCGGGGCCCCCACGCAGCCCUCGUCCCAACCGGCCCGGGGCGCCGCUGUUCCCGCUGCACCGCCCCCGGGGUCGCACCCUCCCGCCCUUCUUCUCUCCCCUCCCUCCGUUCCCUCGCACUGACGCAGUCCGUGCCGCACCAGCUCUAACAUGGCGGCCAGGCGCUGAGCAGCGCGGGGCGACGCGGGCCGCGAGCGGGUAUUUAAAUUUUUGAAGCCAUGGGAGUAAAGGUCCAGAGACCUCGUUGCUUUUUUGACAUAGCCAUCAACAAUGUACCUGCUGGAAGAGUGGUCUUUGAACUGUUUUCAGAUGUGUGUCCAAAGACAUGUGAGAAUUUUCGCUGCCUUUGCACAGGUGAAAAGGGUACAGGAAAAUCCACCCAAAAGCCAUUGCAUUACAAAAGUUGUCUGUUUCACAGGGUAGUGAAAGAUUUUAUGAUCCAAGGAGGUGACUUCAGUGAAGGAAAUGGCAGAGGAGGAGAAUCCAUUUAUGGUGGCUUUUUCGAAGAUGAAAGCUUUGCUGUAAAACACAACAAAGAAUUUCUCCUUUCCAUGGCCAACCGAGGGAAAGAUACAAAUGGUUCACAGUUCUUUAUAACAACUAAACCUACACCUCACUUAGAUGGACAUCAUGUUGUUUUUGGACAAGUCAUCUCAGGUCAGGAAGUUGUGAGAGAAAUAGAAAACCAGAAAACAGAUGCAUCUAGUAAACCAUAUGCUGAAGUGCGCAUACUGAGUUGUGGAGAGCUAAUUCCAAAAUCCAAAGCCAAGAAAGAAGAAAAGAAAAGACACAAGUCGUCUUCCUCAUCCAGUGACUCGGAAAGUUCGAGUGAUUCAGAAUCAUCUUCAGAUUCAUCAUCAGAUUCUGAGAGUGCUUCAGAAGAGAAAUCUAAAAAACGAAAAAAGAAACACAAGAAAAAUUCUAAGAAACACAAGAAGGAAAAGAAAAAGAGAAAGAAAAGCAAGAAAAGCUCAUCCAGUGAAAGCGAAGAUGAAAACCCUGAAGCACAGCCGUUAUCUACUGUCCGUCCUGAAGAAAUUCCUCCUGUACCUGAAAACCGGUUCCUGAUGAGGAAAAGUCCUCCUAAAGCAGAUGAGAAAGAAAAAGAGAGGAAAAGCAGAGAGAAGGAAAGAGAAAGUAAUCUAUCGAAUUCCCAGUCAACAUACCAGAGAAGAUUGUUGGUGACCAGAUCUGGAAGGAAAAUAAAAGGAAGAGGACCACGGCGUUACCGGACGCCUUCCAGAUCCAGGUCAAGAGAUAGAUUUCGACGCAGUGAAACUCCUCCACAUUGGAGGCAAGAAAUGCAAAGAGCUCAAAGAAUGAGAGUGUCUAGCGGAGAAAGAUGGAUAAAAGGGGACAAGAGUGAAAUAAAUGAAAUCAAGAAAGAUAAUCAAAAAAGCCCAGGAAGAGGAAGAGAGAGAAAAAUAUCAGACCACAGACAAGCUUCUGAAAGUCCAAGCAGAAGAGGGGAGAAGGAGAAGAAAAAAGAUCACAAAUCCAGCAGUAAAGACAGGGAGACAAGGAGGAAUUCAGAAAAAGAUGACAAGCAUAACAAGAGCAAGACCAGGAAAAGAGGUAAAUCUAGAAGCCAUAGUAAAAGCAGAGAGAAAUCAAGAAGUAAAGAAAGAGACUCCAAACACAGUAGACAUGAUGAAAAGAGAGUAAGAUCAAGAAGCAAAGAGAGGGACCAUGAGAAAGGUAGAGAAAAAGAAAAGCGCUAUGAUUCUAGAGGGAGAGAGAAAGAAAGAAGUAGAAGUAAAGAGAGAAGUAGAAGGGCAGGUUCAAGAAGUAAUGACCAUGACCAUAGGAAGAGUAAAGACAGGGAGAAACAUAAGUCAAGAAGCAGAGAGCGUGAGCAUGGUAGAGGAAAACAUAGUUCCAGCAGUAGAACAAGGGAACGAAGCAAAAGCAGAGAUAGGGGUAGGAGAGCAAGAUCAAGAAGCAGAGACAGAGAUCGCAGUAGAAGUAAAGAAUAUUCAAGGAAUAGGGACAGAGAAACAAGAAGAAGAAGAUCAAGAAGCAGAGAAAGGAGAGGUACGCCAGAUAGAUACAGAGGAAGAGAAAAUAGGAGGAGGAGAGACUCAAGAAGCUCAGAGAGAGAGGAAAGUCAGAGCAGAAACAGAGAGAGGUAUUCAAACAGAGAAAGUAGAAGCUCAUAUAAGAGGAAUGAUUCUGAAAGCCAAAGGAAGAGGCGUUCAAAAAGCCGUGACAGUAGCAGUCCGGAAUCCAGUAAAGAUAAGAAGUCUAGUAGAGAUCAAGAUAGAAGUCCAGACUCAAAAAAGAGACCAAGUAGCAAAGAGAGAGAAUCAAAAAAAUCAUACUCAAGCAGGAGUAAUGAAAAGGAAAAGACCAGAUCUUCAACAGAGAAAGAAAUUAACCAAAAAUCAGAGAGUCAGGAAAGAGAUCAUGCCCCUAGUAAGGAUAAAAAGUCCGAUCAUGAAACAAGUCCUGGAACAGAUGACGACAGGCAUGGAUGAGUUUGUGGACUUAAUGUUUCCAUUGUCUCAAAGUUUUAGAGACAUUUUGGGGAACGCCUUUUUAUAAGAUGUGGACUCCAGUUUGGUCUUUUGAUAAUCUAAAACCUGGAUCAUUUGUACUGCUAAAGUUUUAAUAAACUUGAAAUGAAAAAAACAAAUUCUAUGUGUAAUACAGUGUGCUGUGUUUUAAAUAUUUCACUGUUUUAUGUAUCCUUCUUGUGUGUUGGCAGCUAGAGAAGGUACCUUCUAUGCCAUAUUUAGUUUCUACCUGAUGAACUUAGUCUGAUGUAAACAAUGGUUGCCUGUGAGGAAGCUUUCUUCAUGUGUGAAGAAAGCUGCAUGUAUACCACAUCAUCUUAAAGCUAGGAGGCUUUUGCAAUGGAUCCAUCAUUCCAGUGUUGGUACAUCUGUAAUUCAGUAGGUACAAAUCGUAAGGAAAUGACUGUUUUCUUUGGGGGAGGAAAAUGACUUUUUUUUAAUCAUGAAGUGAGAUAAUUUAUUUAAAUCUUCACUAUUAGUACUUUUCUCAGAAUCAACAGUAGAAUUCAUUCAUGUUUUAAGGCAGCCAUCUAUGCUUGGGAGUUCUUUCUUUGCCCUAAAUUUUUGUGUAGAAAAAUUCUUUUUUGAAGUGCUCAUCUAUGUAAUUUUCUGUAACCUCCCUUUUUCUGUUCCACGCUUUCAUCUUUCUUUACUGUGGAAAAUUGAGCCUGGAUGCUUCCGACUGCCCUGCCUCAGUCACUAGGUAGUGGAUGCGCAGAGAUGAAACAAUUACCAGAAUUCAUAGUAGGUGUCUUCACAUCUUGGAAGUGGUGGUCACUGAUCAGAACAAGGAACCAGCCAAUCGUUCCUAUUUUUGCUGCUUAACAGUUUAUGGGAAAACAAUUGCAGUUAAGACAGUCCCUUAAAUUUUUAAAACCAAGAUUUGCUUUCCUCCUUAAAUCCCCACAUUCUAAAGACUGUAUUGUGAAUUCCUCCAUGUCUUCUACAUGUGUGUCUUCCUCAAACUAAUUCCUUCCCAUUUCUGCUUUCCUCUUACACCUCUAGGACCUUAGUCUGUUUCUUUCUUGCCACUAUACCUUCAUAUACAAGAGAAGGAAGUUGGUUUGUGUUGCUACACUAUUGCCCACAUAUGUAUGAUACCCAAGAGUAGCUGGUGUAACUACGUAGUGGGCUGAGAGGACAGAUUUGGUACAAACCCCAAAACUUCUUUAAGCCCUUUGAACUAUUUGCACUGAAUGCUGGCAAAUCUUAAUUUCUAAAGUGAUGGGCAUUAAUGUAAAGCUGUGUCAAAGUAUAACAACGUUUCAGUUGAUUUUACAGCAGAAUUUUUGAUUGAUUAUAACUUUUUACCGUCUUUGUCAGUAUUUUUGUAAUACAAUAGCCCACUUUAUGAUUUUUGUGUGUCCACAGCAGAUUAGCAGAAUUGCUGAACCUGGCUUGCUGUUGUGAUCCAACAGCUGUUCUGAAGGAAAAUAACAGAUAUUUAUGUAUUGAAAGCAAAAGGGAAUAUAGAAUUGUGAGUAACAUGAGGAACCCUUUUACAGAACGAAAAAACUAGAAGUUAGUGCUACUUUUCAGUAGAAUAGCUUGUGGCACUAUCAAAUACUGGCUAUAAACUUUUUUUUUCUGUUUUAGUAUGUAUUCUGUAUUGCAGUUGCCAUUCUAUGCAGAACAUGCAAAAAUAUUUCACAAGCAUUCCUUGGGUGGAUGACAUGGUUGUUACUUAAAAGGGCUUACAUGAGUGAAUGGAAGACUUGAAGUGGACCUGUUCUGUGUGUAGCAACUCUGGACUCAGUAUGACUUUGGAGAAGUUCUAGUGCAAUCUUGAGGGCUGUGUUAAAAAGUUAGGCAUUAAGAGAAUUGUAUGGCAGGUCAAAGGCUUCCUCAGUGCGUUUACACUGCACUAUGCAUGCAGUGUGCUUCAGAGUCUCAUUUACAAACUGCAAUGGUAUUUCAUCUUUUUUUAUAGAGCUGCUACACAUACAAAAAAAAGCCAACUUUACAUUACUCGAGAGGUAUGUUUGCACUACUGAGAAUAUUCUUGCCAAUACCACUGAAGGCCAUAUAAGUCUGUAAACAACAACCCUCAACUAACUAUAUCAACUGCUUUAGAAAAGGGUAAAAAUAAAACCAGUCAGCAAUAAGGAAAUCCAUAGGAGAUAACUUACAAAAUUUUAAUGGUUUACAAAGUCUCGAAUGUGCUUAUUUAAAAUUUCAAAAUGGAGACUAUAUUCAGUUGUAGUUUGCAGCUGUGUGUAACUAGUUGUUUCAAAAAAUGCACUUGUAUAUCUUUAAUAUGGAUUGGUUUCCUCGUUAUAGUUCAGUAAAUUACUUGUACAGAUCAAAUGAGCUCUAAUUCUUUCAUAGCAGGUUAAAAUUCAUCUGAGUAGGUGGCGCAAAGCUCAUUUUUAAUGCAGCGUGUAAGAAGUUGGCACUUUUAAUUGCACACGGUGGGAUACAGUUAAACUCCUGAUGUAUGCAUGCCUUGUCUGUAUUGUAUUUGGCAAGUUGUUUUAGUGCUGAUUGCUUCAUUUGCUUAAAUUCAAAUGCAACAAUUGUGGUCUUGUAAGAGGGAGGAUGUGCCAGAUUUUUGCUUUUCUUUAUCCAAAAACUGAGUAUGCUGGUAGAAAUUCAGUGGGACUGAAGCACGGUCCUUUGGACAGCAAGAUGUGCCCAAGCACCACUGAGCUCUUUCCACCUUGAGAGCAUGUGGCUCCUGCUCUUGCUGUCCUGGGACCACUUCUUCCUUCAAUGGCAGAGUUUUCCUGUUCUCAGCCUCAUGCUAACUGCAUUCUGUCAGUGUGUAGGUCAGUGCUAUCUUUGGCAGCAGUGUCACAAGUUAUUGGCCUUUGGCUUGGAGAACAGAAUGGGGAGCAUAUUUCAAAGCAAUACUUACGUUUAUUGGAGGUGAUGAAAACUAUGCGUGUGGUCAUCAUCUCUUGUGGGUGGUGGUGGUGGUAUAUCUAGAAGGCAGUUUUUUCUGUCAGUACUGCAAAACUGACCUUACUCCAGAAAAUGUAUGAACCUCAAGACUCAAGAACAAAAAAAAAAAGUGCAGUGAGUACUGAACUGUUAACUUUGCAAGGAUACGGUUAAAGUGAACGUAUUGACAUGAAAAAAUCUCCAGAGGUUAGACAUACGUUCUUUGUCAUACUGGCAACGGAGACUGACAUUUUACUAAUACCAUACAGCCUACACAUAUGUAAAAUGCUGAAGAAUAUAGUAUUGGUAAUAGCCUUGCAAACUUCACCAGAAACAGACCGUAUUUGAUGGUUUUUCUGGCUACUGCCAUCAACUCUGAAGCAAAAAUUCUUGGUGGUUGGUGAUAACAAGGUUGUGUAGACACUACUGCUUUUUAAAGAUGUACUGCUGUCUGCUAAUUCUUUGGGUGGCACAUAAGACUUUAGUUGGUGUUUUUUGUUUUUCAAAGGCUAACAGUUAAAUUUUACCUCUCUGUUCUAUUUGGUUGAUAAAACUUUAUCCUGAAACUUUUCACUUGCUACUGAAAUCCCACACUAUAGACUUCUCUUGCAGUGAUCUUUGUCAGAUGCCUUGGAAAAAUUUGCUGUGUUCCACUGAACAAUGUCUGAUUUGUAAUAGUGUUAGCCUGGCAAAUGAAUUUUAGAUUAAUGUAAACAUAAAAGAAGCAGUCCUUCAUCUUUCUUUCCUGGAAUUGUUGAUUUCUUUGUUGCUUUACUGAAGCAAAUAAAGUAUUUUUGGACACACCUUCUAGGGGCAUAGUAGACUCAUUGCUUCACUGAUUGGCAAAAAUGUGUAUCCCUGCUUUUGGGACUUAAAAUAGGAAGCCUCAAGGUAAUUACGCUUUAUCAAAAACCUCUUGUAAAUCAUUUUUGUUUUCCCUAAUACCUGAACAACUUUAUGAGAAAAGACCCAAGUAUUUUUCAGUGGUAGCCAUAAGUUAAUUUUUGGUCAACUUACUUGGAGUAUUUGAGUGACAACGUUAAUCUUCAUGUUUCUAGAGUUGAUGUGAUGCGAAUGUUAAGAACUCUUACACGCUGCUUUCCUUCUUUUACUGGAAAUAGUAAUUUUCCUUAUGCAGCAUUUAACCAAAUUAUUCAAGAAAAUGCAUUAUCACAAUCUGUCAACUCUGCACUUUGCAAAAUUUGAAUUUGGUAUAAUUCUGCAGUUUCCUCGCGUAAAACUUAAGCUUUCCAUUUUAUUGCAUGUAUACUUUUAGUGUAGUACUUACUACUACCUUUGAAUUACUCAUGUUAAGAACAUUGCUCUAACAAAACUUGUAUUCCAUAAUAAAAGCGUAAGGUAAUAUUCACUUAAAAAAAAAAAAAAAAGCUACCCUAUCAAAAUAAGUUUUCUUUCAAUAAUCAAGUAGAGAGUUUGGAUAAUAAAACUGUCCUAAAGUAAAGGUAUAUUCUUUCUUAAUCAAAGUCAUUGUUCAUGUGAAAUGAGUAAGGUAGUUAACAUGAACAAGUUCAGAGGACACAUCUUAAAUAGCUUAAAUACACAUCUAUACCCGAUUCAUUUUAAACAUAUUUGUAAGAAUAAAAGCUCUAACAACAUAAUCAAAUAGACUAAACUGAACUAAUAGAGCACCCUGACUUUAAUUAGAAACUUUACAACAUGCAAAGCCCUUAAGUAAACUUCCUAUUUUUGGCAGUUAGUCAUUUCUGCCUAUCUUGUCCAUAUGCCUGUAACUGUAUAUACAAAGUAGUUAGUGUGUCACUUUAGUCAAUGACGGCUAAUUAAAAGAAUGGGUGGAAGAAUUGGAAAGAAUUUAGGCCUAUUAAUUUAUAAUCUGUUGUAAGAUGAACUAGGUAGUAACUGAUUUCCUUCACCAGCUAAAAGAAUUGUGGUCAAUUAUUUAAGUAGUGAUGUGCACGUAGUAUUUCAUGAACAAUAUGGAAGUCUGUCUCUUGAACAUUUUGUAAUCUGUAAUUCUCAGCUGGGAGAAUGAACCCUUCAUAUUUAAUCCACAAGUUGUGCAUUUCAUUACUUUCCAGUAACAAUUUUUUUGGCAUAUUUGUUAGUAUAGUCAAUAUAUCUGCAAAGUGUGCCUCUUAUAGUAUUACUUAACUUCUGUAUGUAACUAAGAGUAUCAUUCAUUUCUAGUUCCAGUGAUAUAACUGGUGCAUUUAGAUGUGCUUGAGCAUUUUGAAGUGGUUUUAGUAUGUUUACACAACUUUACAAGCUGUUGUGAUUUAGCAUCAGAACAUUCCCUCUUCAGUUGAACCAAGAUUGAUACAGUCUUACUGAAGAUGGGAAAACUCAAGGUUUUGUUUCAUGCUAAACUAGAUGAGUAAGUUAUAGAUGGAAUUGCAGCUUUCUACUACAGACUGACAAACGACAGGCUAUUCAGUCUCUAACAUAAAAAAUGCAGCUGUGUAAUGAAGCUGAUCUACUGUCUUAUCACUGUCAUGUUUUUGAUAAUAUUUCGAAAUCUUAUAUCUUGUACUUAAAUAUGGUAGUUUUUUGGGAAUGGGUCUGUGAAGCAGAAUGGUUCUCACCAGUUACAGGAGAUGUACCUAUCUGAUGUUAUGAAUUUAAAUACAGCAUUAGGACAGCUGACAGACAUUUUAGAACCAAACACAGGCAUGAGCUUUGAUCGCAAGGGCCCCUAGACCAGCAUCCCCUCCUAGUAACCUGGCUGUGCCAGCAGCAGUGUUUAGGAAACUGCAGAAAAGCAUACUCUACCUUUCUUGCAUUUCCUACAGUCAAUUAAGAAACUUGAGUGCUAGACAGACAACUGUCUUGCUGCAGGCACCUUUUUCCCAGAAAGGAUUAGAGAUUCAGCCACUUUUAAUGUAGACUUCCUGUUUUCCAUUGCAUUCUCCACAGUAAAAUUAAGUAGAAAACUGUUAAGAAGAAACACACUCAGCAUUGGUAUUACUGCUAUGGGCAGCUAUUUUAAACAAUUUAAUUUUAUUAUUUGCUCAUUUUUUUAAGCCAAAAUGUAAAGUUUUAAUUAAGCUUUGAGGUCUAGUAACAUUCAAGUACAGCACAUCCAACAUCACAAGUGUUCAUGUUUAGGUUGUUACCUCUUGACUUCCUAGAAACUGAAUCUACUGCUUUGUUUCAUAAUAAAAAUACUGUAGCUGCUGUGUAGCUAUAGCUAUGGUAUUUGAGCUGAAUAUUGGCAGAUUCUGGCAAACUGCAUGCCUUCCACCAUAUUCCAGGGUUAGUUUCAGCUGUUAGGCACUGAUAGAUUAUGCAGGCACAUAAGGGUUUUUAGAAGACCGUGGCUAGCUUCUUACUCUGUAGUGGAUGCUUCUGUACUUGUCUGCUGUAUUUCUGAAGAAGAAAGAAACAGAGUUUAAGUCCUCCUUUGUAAUUAGUAAUCAUUAUUCAAUGAAAUAUGAAUUGAGGGGCUGUAAUUAAAACAAUCAUCCUACAGCAGUAAUGGCUUCAUUUUCCCCAUUUCACUGUAUCAGUUGCUGGAUGUGUAGUUUAUAGAUCUUGGUAGCCUCAUACAGAAUCAGACAGCCUGAUCCUGUCUCUGGUCUGCAUAGUAACUCUUGCUUACUUCCAGUAAAUGUUGCCAUGUUCUAGGCUUUACCUCUUCUAAAGAAAAAAAUCAAUAGACCAAAACAGGCCAAAUCAAGUGCUACUCAUUUGGAAUGGGGAAAAAUUACUAUUAUAUUAACUGAUCUAGUAUUGAAUUUCAUUGGGCCUGCAGUUAUGAUGCGUAAGGCCUGCAGUAUAUAAAAGAAUUGUACAUUUCUCUGGAUAAUGUAUUGGAGAUAGGAAACCCAGAG
This is a messenger RNA of Cygnus olor (mute swan), 9281 nucleotides long. It is a transcript of the gene PPIG, whose product is annotated as peptidylprolyl isomerase G. Gene Ontology annotation, biological process: protein peptidyl-prolyl isomerization; protein folding. Gene Ontology annotation, molecular function: peptidyl-prolyl cis-trans isomerase activity. The record is from RefSeq and is a predicted model, not a curated record. NCBI's taxonomy places the organism in Eukaryota, Metazoa, Chordata, Aves, Anseriformes, Anatidae. The coding region runs from base 292 to 2550 and encodes 752 amino acids. Gene Ontology annotation, cellular component: nucleus. The transcript is spliced from 13 exons.